AUGUCGUGAUAUUUGAUAAAUUGCUCCCUUUGAUGUGUGCGCUCUGAGCGCAAUUGUAUAGGCUGUGGCUAGUCGCUGUACGCAUGCCUUAUUCUUUAAAAAAAAAAAAAAAAUUAAAUAUAUUAGCAGUAGCAUAAAUUUUCAGUUUUGCGGUUUGCAAAUGUCUUGAAAUGGACUGAUGGGACUAAUGUGAAAAAAGUAAAUGGCAGUGACAAGUAGGAUUUAUGGAUGCUCGCUUUGAAUAACUGCUCUUUCGGACACAUGCAGCUUAGUCUGCUCCCUUCAUAGGGCCCAUAGACUCCUUAUUCAGAGUCUAAUUCGGAUUUUUGCUAAUUUAAUGUGAAGUUGUUUUUUUUCUUUUAAUUUGAAGUAAAUUGAAUAUGUUUAAAGAAAGCAUUAAAAUUAACUUGUCUUGUUUGCGAAGCAGAAAUUGCGAUUUUUGGGGUUGUAUUUUUAACCAUAAGAUAAAUUCCUAGUUAUUUAUCUCUCCCUUUCGCUUUAGAGCUCAAUCAUUUUCUAUUGUUUUUAUUGUUAGUGGGGGGAUGAUCUAAUUUUGAUUUCUUAGAAGUCCUAGAAGUUCGGCCAGGCUGACAGUUCUGCCUCCUUGUAAAUCAUUCUCAGUUAUCCCUGAAAGGGUGCGAGGCUGUUGGGGGCCGGGCGAAAACUGUAAAUCUUUCACUUUUAUUACCCUCUGAACAUAUGCUGAGACGCUACCAGUCCGGCAUCCCUUCUUCUUCUUCUCUUCAGCAAAGAUUACCCACCGCUGAACCAACCAGAGGUCCGAGAACAGUCUGUGUGGUUCGAAAUCUUAGACUCUGGUCUUUCGGUAUAUUUUCACUGGUAUUAAAGCUUGCCAUUAUUUGGCAUAGUGUGGGGUUAGUACCGAAAACAAUGCAAGAAGACACUGGCUCCGUGCCUCUUUGUGCUUCAGCUGUGUGGGAAGACAGACACAACAAACACGAGAUGAUAAUGUGGUUUAUUUGAAUACAAUCCGUUCCCAGUUGCAAGAAAAAACACACACGUCAUUUAUUUCAUAAAUCAUUUUUUAAAAUGCACUCCCACAUCAUUGUGCAGUUGUUUGUAAAUUACACAGAACCGCGUUUUAAAACGUUUCAAUAUUAUGCAAAAUGUGGUGAGUGAGGCCCACUUUAUUCGUUUUAUUGCGAAAUCCCCGCUAGUUUCUAUCUUUGGGGGAGUGAGGUAAAGAAAAAGAAAUCUUCAUAAAUGUUGGAAAUUUCAAAACUUCUGUGACAUAAAAUGCACAGAUCAUUUUGCGCACAUGCAUUGCACUUGGAUGCCUUUGUGGGGGGGAGGUUACAGAUGUCUAAAUGUGCACGUUUAGCACCCAAACAAAAGCAUAUCUUCUUGGGUUUAAACGCUGAAGUGCAGGCGAGCUGCAAAGCUCGCAGCUCAUGAGGAGAUAAAAAGAAAUAGGCAGAGGAACAUUUUCACAUUCACACAGUUCAGAUGAGGAAAUAAACGCCACCCUUUAUCAAAAUGGAUUGGUGAGGUCGAGAUGGAAGCAGUGGUGAAUGCUUGAGGGGUAUAAAACAGAUCUGCGCAGAUUUCGGUCACAGAGUGGAGCAGCGGUGGGAAACACCAAUCACGUAAAUAAACAACACUCAUGCAACUGGAUAAAGCUUCUCUGGCUUACUGGCUUUGAAUCCACAAAAUGCAGAAAGCAACAUACUACGAUAACUCUGGACUUUUUGGAGGCUACACCUACCCCAAACCAGACUCUUACAACUAUGGGCCCGCACACCAGUCCUAUCCUACUUCAAACAUAGACAGCGACUACCAGGGCUCAGUUUGUCCCAUUCAGACAGCUGCAGUCCGGCCACCAGCCCUAAAAGACAGUGACCUGAACGGAGACUGCAUGCGACAAAGCAGCAGUCAAAAUAACAACAACAGCCAAGCGACUAGUGUUUCAGAGCAGCAGGCUCCUCCACUGUCUGCAUCUUCCCCUAGCUCCAACAGCUCUGCAUCCCAGAAGAAGAAAUCUCCAUCCAGCAGUGCUUCCAGCAGCGCCACACCAGCCCUCACCAAGCAGAUAUUCCCCUGGAUGAAGGAGACCCGACAGAACUCAAAGCAGAAGAACUCAAACAACUGUGCCACUGCAGGUGGUGAAGUGAGUGAUGAGAAAAGCCCACCGGGACCAGCGUCCAAACGGGUCAGAACUGCUUACACCAGCGCGCAACUUGUGGAGCUGGAGAAGGAGUUUCACUUUAACCGCUAUCUUUGUCGUCCUCGGAGGGUGGAAAUGGCAAAUCUGUUGAAUCUCACCGAGCGCCAAAUAAAGAUCUGGUUUCAAAACAGGAGGAUGAAAUACAAAAAGGACCAGAAGUCUAAAGGGCUGGCGCACUCCCCCCUGGGACAUUCCCCGGAUAGAAGCCCGCCGCUGAGUGGCCCAAAUCACAUUGGAUACUCUGGCCAGCUCCAAAAUGUGAACAGCCUCAGCUAUGACGCACCCUCACCCCCGUCCUUUGCCAAACCCCAGCAAAAUAUGUACGGCUUGGCCGCGUACACGGCACCCUUGGGUGGCUGCAUCCCACAACAGAAGAGAUACCCGGGCUCCGAGUACGAACACCACGGCAUGCAGAGCAACGGCAGCUUUGCCAACGCCAAUUUGCAAAGCAGCCCCGUUUACGUGGGUGGGAAUUUUGUUGAUUCCAUGCCAGCCUCGGGCCCCAUGUUCAACCUCGGCCAUCUUCCCCACCCCUCAUCCACCAGUGUGGACUACAGCUGUGCCGCUCAGAUCCCAGGAAACCACCACCAUGGACCCUGUGAUCCCCAUCCCACAUACACAGACCUCACCUCUCACCAAGCGUCUCAGGGAAGGAUUCAGGAAGCGCCUAAACUGACGCAUUUGUAAUAUGUGGUUUCGCGCGUGUGUGUGUGCGUGCGCGUGUAUGUUUGCGUGUGUGUGUGCCAAGAUUAUGUUGCGCUCUUUUUUUAUUACCUCACUAGUCUAAUAACUACACUCCAAGCGAGUCGUGUGUAUUAUUACAGUAUUAUUGAUAUUACUAUUAAUGCUAUUGUGUAAUUAUUUUCUAAAUAAUACAGCUUUGUCCAUUUCUCUUAAAUAUUUGGGGAUGCGGAGAAGCAGACUAGCCCGGUUGUCAGUAGUUCUUUUUUGUUCUUGUUUUUUCUCAAGUGCAAUGCGCAAUUGUUUUUUUCUUUUUCUUUUUGACUGAGUAUUUCAUGCCAUUACUUGAAGGUAAGUCUUGUAGAUCACAAAAAUAGAAGCGCAUCCUUAGCGAGAAGGAUUUUUUUAGGGAAGUUUUUCGUCUGUUUGUUAGGCUCUCAUUUCCCCCGCGCACACCCCAAUUUAUUUAUUGUUUUGUAAUUUGUUUUUUUUUUUAUUUGCAUAAUCUUUUGUACUAGCAUAUAGCCUAUUUAUUAUUUAAUUCCUUUUGUAUUGCACAUUAUUUAUCGUUUAUAUGCGAGUAUUUAUACGUGUGGAGUUUGUUGUAAGAUUGGACAGAUCAGUGCACUUGGAAGUGUGGGCAAAACAGGGUUUGGAAAAUGCUAUGACUCGCAAUGUGUUGUUGGUAUAAAAAAAAAUCAUUUCUAAUUGUAAAUCUGGGACAAAUGGGACAUUUUAUAGUGUAUAAACAUCACUAUAUGUCCAUGGUUAUUCUUGUGUCAAAUCUUAAGCAAAACGUAGACUAUCGAAGUAUCAAAUAUUAUACACACCAGCAUGUCAUUUUGUGUAGUCCAUUGCUAUUUUUUAUUUGUCUUCCAUUGUUAUUCCAUUCAGUUGGAUAUCCAUAAAUUUAUGAAACCCUAAUGAUAUUGAAAUGUUAUAUUUUAUUGUGUUCAACAUUUUGUAAAUAAAGUGCUUAAACUUC
Molecule: messenger RNA, 3851 nt
Organism: Oreochromis niloticus (Nile tilapia)
Lineage: Eukaryota; Metazoa; Chordata; Actinopteri; Cichliformes; Cichlidae
Gene: hoxd3a
Product: homeobox D3a
Exons: 4
Coding region: 1673-2872 (399 amino acids)
Biological process (GO): regulation of transcription by RNA polymerase II; embryonic skeletal system morphogenesis; anterior/posterior pattern specification
Cellular component (GO): nucleus
Molecular function (GO): DNA-binding transcription factor activity, RNA polymerase II-specific; RNA polymerase II cis-regulatory region sequence-specific DNA binding
Source: RefSeq, a predicted model, not a curated record